Molecule: messenger RNA, 7575 nt
Organism: Asterias rubens (European starfish)
Lineage: Eukaryota; Metazoa; Echinodermata; Asteroidea; Forcipulatida; Asteriidae
Product: serine/arginine repetitive matrix protein 2-like
Exons: 6
Coding region: 337-6348 (2003 amino acids)
Biological process (GO): synaptonemal complex assembly; homologous chromosome pairing at meiosis; regulation of double-strand break repair via homologous recombination
Cellular component (GO): nucleus
Source: RefSeq, a predicted model, not a curated record
CCGAAAGGAAGACAGGUUGGAUAUGCCUCUUGGUUAUUGCUAACUUUCAAAUUUGGUCACAUUGUAUACUCUCAGUUCCCCAUCCAUUUCUUUACUACAUACUGCUACCAUGCUGCUACCAAGCAAGAACAGAAUAAGUUCUGUUGAGCAACUCAUGGAGGUACAUUGUAGUUGAUCUACUCUACACGUGUACACUGCUGCGAAGAACAUUAGUUAUCUUUUUGAGCUUCGCAAGAGGAGAACCAUUUUCACAUUGAGUCUUGGAGUUGAGGGUUGGGCUCAAACAAGGCCUCAAAACGAUAGCAACACGUCACAGCCACUAAGAGUAUUCAAGGGAUGAGAAGGGAUAUGGAUCUGGGAGGCAGAGAUUCCAAAAGUCCAAAGAAGUUCCUUAUCCCAAGAGUCAGUCGCACUCAAACAGAAGGAUUUCAGCAUCUUCUUGAACCAGAGUCAAUUCCCGGAAAGAGUAUCACUGCACUUAUAGAAGGCUCUGCAACCCUUGAGGAGAAGUUUAAAUGGAGCAGUCACUGGAGUCUUAGAACCAUCACCCAAGUCUGCAAUAGUAACUUCCAACAGCGCUUCCUAGAGAAGAAAGUAGAACUUUUGAAAGAAGUGAAGCAGUUCAAGGAAUACUUCGCAUAUGGACUGACCCAAUCAGACACUGAGGCGAACAAUAUUUGUAGCAACGGAGCUUUUGCUGGACAGAUUUUGAACUUUCCUCUUGGAGAUGUUGAGCAUGGAGUCAACGUUUGUCAAUAUCCAGAUGUACUCUUAAGAUGGGCUGAGAAGAAGGGAUUCAAGCAACCCUGCAUUGUUAUCUACAAGAUACUGAAGGGCCGAUGCAAGACGGUUAAUGCUAGAACAUCCUUCAAACAGCAAAUGGUGGAGCCAACUCCUAAUCUUGAAUACCAUAUUGCUAAUGGAAUUCCUACUCCAGAAGAACCACUCUUUAUGCAAUUGAGUAAAUCACAGCUGUUUCUGUAUGAAUACGACGAUGACGCACUUCCUGCUAAACACCCGAGACACUGUCUUCCAUAUGCUGUGAUAUCAUUGAAAAAGAGGACUCAAUCACCUCCACUUCCACCUCUCACUGACAAGGAACAAUCAAGAUGUUCUGCUUCUAAGACUUCUAGGGACCUAGCCUCAACAGAGUUAGACCGUAACAACAACCGGAGGAAGGUUAAGGAACCAGCUGAUCUGCCAACAGUUGGCAAAAUAUCAAAAAUGUCAGCUCAUAGUAAACCCACAAGUAGGAACCCUCAAGAAAAUCAGUCGUAUGUCACAUCAGGAAUGGAAUCGUUGGAUAAUGAUGAGAAAAAAACAGGGGCGACCAAGAAUUUGCCAACCAUGGAAAAUGAGGCGCGACCAGAGGUCCGAAUGAAACUUUCUGAUCGGUUUGCACCUACAUCUUCAGCAAUGGAUGACCCGAAGCUAGACUCAUUGAGACAGGAGCAUUUAAAGAUGCUUGAGAAACUAAAAGCUGUGCGGGUUGAGCGGAUGAACAACUCCUUAUUAGGAUUUCGGAAGACGUCUCAGGAUGAACAACGUUCCUUCAAAAAUGAGCAUCUCAAGACUGCCACAACAAACUGUAGUAGUAACAAACCUGAAGCUACUCCAAAAACAGUGCCACAACUUUCCAGUUUAAAAAUAACAAUUAACAAUGAUACCAGGGAACAAAUCACCAGUUCAAAUUCAAGCGUUGGAAAGAAUACACAAGUAUCUGCAGAUCAAAUACCUCAUAAUAACUCAGAAUGUUUAUCUGAUAGAUCUGAACGUUGUGUUUCGCACAGGUCGAAUAAAAACAAAAACAGAAAUCGGACGACGAACUAUCAGACACAAGCGCCCUUUAGAGGUCAAAAUAAAACCUUUGGUCCAAGGGGAGGACGAAAUAACAUGAGCUACAGAGGAGUUGCACAGAGAGGUAGAAACAGAGCUGGGUUCUUAAAUAGGAGGAGGAUGCCUUUUCAUGGUUCACAGGAUUUCAAAAGAUACAACAGGACACAUAACUUCAACAUGGGAGAACAACAUGAACAUGUUGGCAGCUUCAAUCGGCAAACUCAAAGAGCUUGGCGAGAGGAAUGUCCUUCAGAUUACUAUUCUCAUAAUGAACAAGAUUCAGCUCAUUUCAUGCAGGGUGGAAGCAACUUUAGGGGUAGAGGGAAAAGGAUGCCACGGAGAGCUUGCAGGGGGCGAUUUGUACAAUGUAGCAAUCCUCGGAUACAACCUUCUUUUCCUAAGCCAAGGUUUCAAAACAACAGGAAGCAAAGGAGCAUGAAGCGGACUGAGACGUUUCGAUUCAUGAGGGAUUCUUCAAACAACAGCAGCAAGAUUGAUUCAUCAGUGCUUUCUUGCCAGCAUUCAGUUGGUAAUACUGUUGAAACAAGUAAGAGACAAAUUCCCAGACGCGCAUCUCUGACUGAUGUUGGAGGUCACAACCAUGACAAAGAACCUGCUCAAAGUGAUCUUGAUGACUAUGAAAGCAGCCCCUCUCAACAUGAAACACCAACAGAACCUAGUGUGGAAGAAAUACGGUCAGGCUUAAAGAGAAAUGGAAAGUAUUAUGAAUCUGCUAAAGUUGAAAUAUCUGACCAGCCUUCUAGAGCAGAAUUUAUCGGCUUGUAUGACAAUAUUUCCAGUGAUGAGGAGUCCUGUGUAAAAACACUUUGCGUAGAUGAUUUAGAAGUUCAAGACAUGGAUUAUGACUCUGGAGAAUCUUUGUCGGCCAAAUUACCGCAAACAGGUGGUUCACAAAUUGACCCCAGCCCUACCCUUCACUGCAAUUUGAGUAGCCAAACCAACAAUACACACUGGGAGCAUGGAGAUUUGGCUACUGAACAACAGCAUUACACUCUCAACAACACUUCACAUCCAAAUUCCAAUACUUUUGCUUACAGGUUUCCCCAAAUAACCGGAGUACAACGUUUACAAUCACGAACACCUUGUGUUGGACCUAGUUCUUCCUAUGGCUGCCAACCUAACAGCACACAACAGUAUCAAACAGGUGAGCAGUUGAUUAGUGAACAAGCUCAUAGAGUCCCUACAGAGUUUUUUGAACAACGGGAUUCCUACUCUUCACAUGCGCAACAGUUGCAAACGGAUGACUCUACUAACUUGAUGACUACAGCCCAUGGUUGUGAAUCUUGUACAACAGAAUCUCCACAGGCAUAUGUACCCAAUGGUCCUGUACAAGAGCCCUCUAACAUGCAGAAUUCCUACGCUCUCUUACAAAACAAUUUUCCUGCUCAUUCAUACGCUUCUCAAGCUCCAGCUCUCCCUUGUCCAUCCAAAAUGCAAACUUCAAAUGCGGAAGUCAAACCGGAUACAGCACUACCAAACAGUUUGAGUAACAUGGAACAAGCUCAUAGAGUCCCUACAGAGUUUUUUGAACAACGGGAUUCCUACUCUUCACAUGCGCAACAGUUGCAAACGGAUGACUCUACUAACUUGAUGACUACAACCCAUGGUUGUGAAUCUUGGACAACAGAAUCUCCACAGGCAUAUGUACCCAAUGGUCCUGUACAAGAGCCCUCUAACAUGCAGAAUUCCCAAGCUCCCUUACAAAACAAUUUUCCUGCUCAUUCAUACGCUUCUCAAGCUCCAGCUCUCCCUUGUCCAUCCAAAAUGCAAACUUCAAAUGCGGAAGUCAAACCGGAUACAGCACUACCAAACAGUUUGAGUAACAUGGACAGCAAUGCACAAAACUAUCCUACAGGUGAGCAAACUAAUUGGAACGGACAGCAAGGAUGUUGUAUCUCGACUGCACAGCAUCCUCACGAUGAACCGGAUCCCUUAACCCCAACAUUUUCAGGAAGCCCUUAUUCUGAUAUGUCGAUUUCUAUGUCGAUGUCGAAGGGCAGCAAAGAAGGAAUCUGUCCACCAGACCUUCCAUAUGAUGUAGGAAGUGAUUCAUUCAUAAACAACCCUCACAUGCUUGCUUCAGCUUUAGAGUAUUGUAAUAAAAACUAUAAACAAACGCAAGCCCGUAGAAAUUCACAAGGAUCUUGCACCAGCAGAGUAAGCAUGGAUGAAAUUGAAGCCCCCACAGAAUCAAAGCAAAAGCUCUUCUAUGGACGUCCACUCAUAACCAAAAAAGGGGGAAAGCCAUGUGAAGUACUUUUGGAUAACAUUCCUGGUCUACCCAAGCCGGUAGAUCCAAGAGCAGCCUUGUCUGCAUUGUUUGGAAGGAGGUUCCAGAUUGAAUUAAAGCAAGUUAAUUUUAGCUCUGACUUUUCAAGUGAAAGUGAUGGUGUUAAUGCUAUUAACAGCACGACUGUCACUCAAACAACAGAGCGUAAAAGAGCCAGUGGUAGACAAAACUCAAGAGAUCCAAGAUUGAUUAACAAUAAGGUAAAAAAGGAUACAAACAAGGAAAUAGUCCUAACAGCUGGAAUUGCUUCAGAAGUUUACUCAAGUACUAACUUAGUAACAGCUCCAGUACAACCAAAUCAAGAUUCCUCUGGACUUGAGUCAGUGCAAUCCUUUCUGGAGCCCCAAAAGGGAAACAGCCCUGGUAAUAUGCCUCUUCUGACGCCAAAUGAAUCUACUGGACAUCGGACAAGCUUCAUCUGCAGUUCUGAGAAACCAACGAUUUCUAGUGAAAGUAGUCAUGACACAUUGAUAACCUCAAAUCCGUUAGAGUUGGAAAGUUGCGCUGAAGCACAGCCCAAUCCUGAUAAUCAACCUGUAGCAACAAUCAAAAGUGAGGCACCUGAGGACAUAACCCAUUAUAUACCAGAAAUCAGUGUGGAUAACCAAGUGCCUGAACGCAAGUCAACAGAACUACAUUUGUUAGGAAAAAUCGCUUUGAAAGUGAGAAAGCUCCGACAUGGAUUAAAUGCCCCUAAACCAUCGUCUUCUGAGCAACCCCCCAAACCUAAUGAUACCAACACUUCAUCGUUUUUACUCCAGAAGCUCGAGCAUGUAAGCUGCUUGGAUGUUGGUAUGCAUCCCAAACCUACAAAUCCAGUAAAUCAUGAUGAUGGCACUGAACAAGAAAGCAAAUGUUUGUCAGAUAAGACAGACAGUUCAAGUGAGUCCAGUAAUAAUGUCAGUUGUAGAGGCAUCUCAAGCAUAAAUCCAUCUCCUGGGGAAAGUUGCGAGCAAUGUGCUGUAAGACGGUUGUCGCCCCUUAAGGGCUCAAAGGCACUUUGUAAUAAGGGUACGUCAAGUGCAAGUUCAUGCACAAGCUCAAUUGGGAUGGAAAAUCGAGGUAAUUCACGGCUAUCACCUUUGAGUAGUUCAGUCCAAGAAGAAAGAUCUACCAGCCAGGGAAGUACAACAUGUGAAAGGAAUCAGUUGUCAUCUGAGAUCAGUUGUGAUCUGACUGCAAGGAGAAGGUCAUUACCAUCAAGGAGUACAUCAAAAUAUAGCGAGAGCAGGUCAAAUCGAAAAAGUAGAUCACCAAGGAGAAGAAGUAGAUCACCAUGUAGAAGAAGCAGAUCGCCAAUUCAAAGCAGUAGAUCACCAACUCGAAGCAGUAGAUCACCAAGGAGAAGAAGUAGAUCACCAACUAGAAGAAGUAGAUCACCAUGGAGGGGAAGCAGAUCACCAAGGAGAAGAAGUAGAUCACCAACUCAAAGCAGUUUAUCACCAAGGAGAAGAAGUAGAUCACCAAGGAGAAGAAGUAGAUCACCAAGGAGAAGAAGUAGAUCACCAACUCAAAGCAGUAGAUCACCAAGGAGAAGAAGUAGAUCACCAACUCGAAGCAGUAGAUCACCAAGGAGAAGCAGUACAUGUAGAUCACCAACUCGAAAAAGUAGAUCACCAACUCGAAGAAGUAGAUCACUAUGUAGAAGAAGCAGAUCACCAAGGAGAAGAAGUAGAUCACCAAGGAGCAGAGGCAGAUCGCCAAAUCGAAGCAGUAGAUCACCACAUAGUAGAGGUAGAUCCCCAAGGAGAAGAAGUAGAUCACCAAGGAGAAGAGGCAGAUCACCAAGACGAAGAGGCAGAUCACCAAGACGAAGAAGUAGAUCCCCAAGGAGAAGAAGUAGAUCACCAACUCGAAGAAGCAGAUCACCAAGACGAAGAAGUAGAUCACUAAGUCAAAGGAGGAGAUCACCGCGUUCAUGUAGAGGAAGCAGAUCACCAAAUACAAGAAAUAGAUCACCAAUUUCACAACAGGGCUCUUCCGUAAUGAUGGGAACGACCCAGCUCAGAGACUUUCUGCCCAACCAAUCAGAAGCUGCUCAGAACUGCUCUUUUAGGAUUGAAGUCCGUCAAGAUAUUCGGAAAGUUAUUGUGAGGAACGUUGAAACUGAAGUACUUGAAUCACAGUGUGGCAAUUGGCAAGAAUAUAGAGCAGCAAACCCGACAACCCAAAAUGCAGACUUCCAGCAGAGAAAUAUAUAGACAUGAAGUGGAUUCAGUGGUCAGUGGGUUCAUUGCAGUAGAUGUUAAGUCCUUGAACGUUGGAACAGAUCUCACAACAGGCCAGUUUAGGUUCUUUUAAUCUCAACAUUUCACCAGAGAUAUUGACUGAUAUAUUGAUUUUUAUAUUGAUCAGGGCUUUCAUACACCAAAAAUACAAACACCUUUUGCUGGUAGGUUUCCAACAAUAUUGGUCCAAAAAUUACUUUUGAAAUAUUUCUUUUGGAAACUAAUUUUGUACUGUUUACACUUUCUUAGUUGUUUUCUUAACCUAUUUUUUAUAAUUAUAUCAAAAUACAUUCCUUUUACAUUUUUUCGAUUGAUUUUGAGUAUGUGCCAAAACAAAGUCAUGGGUAAAAAUGUUUAACUGUUCGUUUCACGAGUAUUCAUAUAUAGUUUUCACACCGAAAUAGUCUGAGAAAUUGUUUCAUUUGCUGAAAGUUGGUCAAUGAUUUGUUUUUAAAAGUAAACUUCUCCUAAAAAAGGGUGGGGGGUGGGGAAUAUACAAAUCAACAAACUCAGUACUACUAUGAAUCAGUUAUGCAUACAUUGCUGCAGCCAUUUUGGUCACGAUCCCCUGUCUAUCUGAUGAAUUCAACUAUUCGCGUUCCAAUAAGGAUCCUGGCUAUUUUUCCUCCCAGCCUCAUUUUGAUUUGCGUUGGUUUCAAUGGAAGAAGAAACAGGUUGCUGCAUUAUUGUACACCAACACAAACACAUUGAAGAAAGGGGACGAUGGCUGCAUAUAUAGAAAUGUACAAGAUACAAAAUAUGUCGUGGGGUCAAACAGCAGUGCCCCAAUAUUGAAUGUGUUAUAAUGCCAUGCAAUAAAUAAUUCAAAUUUAAGCGGUGAUUUGCGGCUCGACUACGAGUCGUUUUCUCAAACAAUAUUCAAACCCAACUUGCUAAAUGGCAGAUUGAGAAUUUUGGGCCUUUGGAGCUCAGAUUAAAGGUGUGCCUUUGAAUAGUGGGCAUCCAUUUACCUGUGAAACGUCUAUAAGCAAGUUGGAGUGGGCACAUUUAGUGGAGCUGUGGUUGACUACUGACCAGCAAUGUACAUGCGCAGUGUGGGCACAUUUAGUGGAGCUGUGGUUGACUACUGACUAGCAUUGUAAAUGCGCAGUGACACACUCACUCGAACGUCUCAUUUGGAAGUCUAGUUAACCUUCCGCCUUUUCGCUAUAGUGUCACUGGUUCCCCUCUGCACUUUAU